AUGCGAGCCAAUGAGGGGUCCAUCGCCAAUAUCUCAUCCUGGACGAGCCAACUCCUGGCCGACGUGGAAGAGCAUACGGAACAUCUUGACCCGGAGGACGCCCCGGAAACCACCAACGUCGACAGCAGGCUGCUCCACAUGUGGCAGGCAAGAUCGAGCAUGCUCCGGCGUUGGCAACAGCAGGGGAAAGAUAACCAAGCCCUAAAAGAAAGAAUCACUCGACUCGACGCAGAGAUCUCCGAUCACGCGACCGAGGUCACCCGGCAGCAAUGGUACCAAAUAUGUGAUCGCAUGAGGGGACGCCUCAGCUCAGCCCGGACGUGGCACCUCCUACGCCACCUCCUGGAUCCGGACACCACCAGGGUCGAAGGCAGAAGAAACAUGGCCAAGUUAAUCCACAGGCAUGCUCAGGACCCGGGGACGUUCCUGGCAGAGAUGCGAGACAAGUACAUCGGCCCGCAACUCAAGACACCGUUACCUGCGGCCUACCAGGGCCGGCCGAACGCGCACAUAGACGAAGACAUUACGUUCGCUGAGGUGUCGGCAGCCGCCUACAAGCUGCGGACGAACUCGGCGCCGGGUUCGGACCGCGUUACCAACAAGAUGCUACGCAACCUGGACGAGGCCGAGUCCCUCAUCGGCGAUAACGGUUACCCCUUGGAGACCCAUGAGGUAGCCACCGAGGAUGGCUACAUUCUGCAGAUGCACCGAAUACCCCACGGAAGGAUGGGUUCCUGCGCUCACAUCAGCGCCUCCAAGGACACCUGGUGUGGAGGACGCGGUCCGGUCUUCGUCAUGACAGGCCUUCUCGCCGAUUCGACCUCCCUGGUGCUCGACUUCCCGGGCCAGUCACUCGGGUUUGUUCUCGCUGACAACGGCUACGACGUCUGGCUCGGAAACACACGUGGCAACACCUUCGGCAGGAGGCACCGGACUUUGGACGUUAGAUCGAGGCCAUUCUGGAACUUCACGUUUCACGAGCAUGCGCUCUACGACCUGCCCGCUCAGAUCGACUACGUGCUGAACGAAACGGGCCAGAGGCAACUCCUGUACAUCGGCAUUUCCCAAGGAACGCUUAUCUUCUUCGCCAUGAUGUCGGAGAGGCCCGAAUACAACAACAAGGUGAAGGCUUUUGCUGGACUCGCGCCCUUCAACAAGCUGGCCUACAUCAAAGUGCCACCACUUGCCAUCUUUGGCCCGUACGCGGAGUCCGCUCUGCGCCUGGCUCAAGCGGCGGGCGGCUACGAGGUGCUCCCCAAGGACUUCCAACUCAUGAGCCUCGUGAGGAUAUUGUGCGGGAGUGUGGCCAAGCGCGUCUGCACUUUCCUCGGCGACAGAUUCAACAACAUCGGGAGCAGAUACAUCAACCUGACGCGGAUUCCUGUUUACCUGUGUCACAAUCCUGCAGGGACUUCAAUGAAAAAUGUCAUACAUUAUGCGCAACUCGUUCGAUCAAAGCGGGCCCAGAAGUUCGACUAUGGGGCGUCUAAGAACAACGAAGUCUACGGGCAGCGCGAGCCGCCCGAGUACAACCUGUCGCGGAUGACCACGGACGUGGCCCUCUUUUGGAGCAAGGGCGACCAGUUCGUGACGCCGAGGGAGGUGGACGAGCUGCGAUCUUCGCUGGGUGCGAGGGUCAAGUGGGAAGGUUACAUCGCCGACCCCUUCUACACGCACGUGCACUUUGUCAUCGGCCUGGUGAACAAGAAGUACCUAUUCAAGAACCUGCUGGAUUUCCUCGCUGGGUACCCUGUUGAACAACAACCACUGGAAAAAGACGCGGGCACAACGAGAGACGCUGUCUACACGACCCUUGAUUCCUGACUUCUGGUCAUGAAAAUAAACGAUAUUUUUUGCGCGUACGUGUUAAGA
Messenger RNA from Dermacentor albipictus, 1872 nucleotides. Lineage: Eukaryota; Metazoa; Arthropoda; Arachnida; Ixodida; Ixodidae. The record is from RefSeq and is a predicted model, not a curated record.